AUGGAGGACAGCAAAGUUGAUAAAUCUCUUACUCUUCAAGCUAUGAAAAGAGACAAGAAACAAAGAGAAUUUCGAGAAUACCUUGCUGAUAAAGGAAUUGUGCUUGCAAUGGUUAAAUGUAUUUUUUACCUUAGUUCUCUUAGCUCACGGAGGGGGUUAAUUUUUUUUUUAAAAAAAAAAUAUAUAUAAACUUUAUAGAAUUUUUUUUUUCGAAAUUUUAAAAAAAUCCCACUUCGCAAAAAUUGGAAAGCAAAUAUUAAUUUAAAAUUUAAGUUUAAGACGAAAUUUCUUUAAAAUUAAACAGAAUUAGCUAGAGAUUUCAUUAUAUUAAUUAUCACUUAUAUAUCAAUUUUUUUUUCCAUAAAACAUUUUUCUAUUAAAAAAAUUUUUGUUCACUCACGGAGGGGUGGGUUUUUAGGCAAAAAAAUAGGGAUUUUUCUAAUGGUUUUGUUCGCUCACUGAGGGGGAGUUAGCUUGAAGCAAUCAGAUAACCCACCAAAUUCCCCUGCUGAAUACAUUCAGCAAUACUUUGGUGUUUAUAAAGAUCCAAUGUGGGACAUCGUUGAUAAUAUGAAAGCUGAUAUAGAAGGUAUGAAAACUUCUAUAGAAAAUAAACUAAACGAAAUUCAAAACCUCAAAAACGAAAUUACCAAGGCAAAACGAUCAAAACUUGUAAGAGAAACUUUUGCAGCGCUUGGCCCAGAUGCUCAAGGUAUUUUAAACUUUUAAUGGAGAAUAGUACAAAAAAUAUUAAAUUAUCUUUAUCUUUUCUAUGAAAAUUAGGUAUUAGCGGCUCAGAGUAUUUUAUAUAUUUUAUUGAGAGAAAUAUCGACAAAAGUUUUAGUUCAAAAACUAAGUGGCCAGCCAAGGUUUGAUACAGACUUAAAAUUGAACCAAAUGAACUUUGUCAAUUUUAUUAUGGAGCAUUUGAUUUCUGGAGCAAAUGAAGAUGAAAAAGAAAGGUUCUGGACAAUGUGCUUUUUACCGUUUAGAGAAAUUGGAACUCUUGGAGAGGAUGGGAAACCUAAGCCAGCUCCUUUUGUGGGAAGAUUAGAUGACCCUUCAUAUGUGCGUAUUUUAGAAAAAAUAAGAUCCUAUGUUCUUAAAUAA
This is a messenger RNA of Blepharisma stoltei, 1110 nucleotides long. The record is from the annotation of a GenBank genome assembly. Lineage: Eukaryota; Ciliophora; Heterotrichea; Heterotrichida; Blepharismidae.